Messenger RNA from Dictyostelium purpureum, 453 nucleotides. RefSeq lists its product as uncharacterized. Gene Ontology annotation, biological process: translation. Gene Ontology annotation, cellular component: mitochondrial large ribosomal subunit; ribosome. The record is from RefSeq and is a predicted model, not a curated record. Gene Ontology annotation, molecular function: structural constituent of ribosome. Bases 1 to 453 code for a protein of 150 amino acids. The transcript is spliced from 2 exons. NCBI's taxonomy places the organism in Eukaryota, Evosea, Eumycetozoa, Dictyosteliales, Dictyosteliaceae.
AUGUUUUCAACCUGUAGAUUUCUUUUAAAUAGAGUUGGUCAAACCACCAAUCCAUCAACUAGAAUCAACCCAUUUUUUUUACAACCACAACAACAACCAAAACAAUUAAUAAAUAAAACCAAUGUUUUCUCAAGCAUCAAUAGAAAAUCAUUUGACGAAGAAGAUAUUGUUAUUAUAGAGGAUAAUAUUGAAAUCACUAUAGCACCACCAUCACCACUCGAAGUUGACCCAUUAAUUUUUUCACUUAUUAGCCCAUUCCAAAAUAUAGAUAUUAAUGAAGAUUUAGAAAAUAUAGAUGAAGAUGUUUAUGAAUGUGCCACUAAAAGAACAUAUCAACCAUCAGUUCUCAUUAGAAAGAGAAGACAUGGUUUCUUAAAAAGAAUGUCAACUAGACAAGGUCGUAGAGUUAUUGCAACCAGAGUUGCUCAAGGUCGUAAAAGAAAUUCAGCUUAA